Monoraphidium neglectum is the source of this 168-nucleotide messenger RNA. RefSeq lists its product as hypothetical. The record is from RefSeq and is a predicted model, not a curated record. NCBI's taxonomy places the organism in Eukaryota, Viridiplantae, Chlorophyta, Chlorophyceae, Sphaeropleales, Selenastraceae. The annotation marks the transcript as partial. The transcript has a single exon.
AUCGGUGCGGGGGUCGUCAGCCGGCAGGACUCGUGUGGGCACAAAGCUGCGCGCCAUUUGCCCCCUGCUGAGCUGAUCAGCUCGUUCAUGAACGACCGCUGCGGCAACGUGUGCGCGGCGGGCAGCUGCCCAUACGCUGCCGACCCUCGGGCUGUGAUUGGCAUCUAG